AUGUUGGUAGAAUAUUCUUCCUAUAAUCUUUUACUUUAUCCAUUCGCUGUCUUUCUUAUUUUUAUUGAAAUUAUUCAACUUUGUAUUGAAGAAAUGUCCGUCACUAUCCCUCCGAAAGUAAUCGUACCAUCCCAUAAACCUUUGCCUGCCCUCCCCACGGAAAAUUCUUCUAAUGAAAUUAACAAUAAUAUUAAAAUUCUUUUAUCAUAUGUUCCUCCUUUACCUCGAGGUACAAAUGAUUUAGCAUUAGAUAAUAGUUCAUUAAGUCAUAUUCGGAAAAUCCUAAGACAAUGUUUAAGUAUUUGUGUUGUAGAUAGUGAUCCAUGGGAAUCUAUAAUAUUAGGAAUUAUAUUAGAUAUUGCAGAAACUGUACCGAAAGCUAUCAAGGCAAUAUAUGAAAAACAUGAAGAUUAUGUAGCUUCAAACAAUGAAGAAUUAAAUGAAAAAAAUGACGAAUUAAAUGAAAAAAGUGAAAAAAGUGAAAAAAAUGAAGAAUUAAAUGAAAAAAAUUAUUCAAAACAAAUUAAUAUUCAGAAACCUUUAGUAAAAUUUGUUAUUAAUUUUAAAAAGGAAGAUGGAAAACCGAGAUCGGAUAUAAGGUUGAUAGGUGGUACAAUUAUUUUAAAGGGCAAUAGACAUUAUAUUAAUAGAAUUGACAAGAUAUUGGAACUUAUGGUAUUCGUGGUGUGUAAUCUAAAAUUAGAAAUGUGUAUGUAUCGUGAUCAUUCAGUUUUACGUACUGGAAAUAAAGAUAUUCUUGAUGCUGAAGAAAUUCAAAAUACAUUAAGAAAUUCGAGACGUUCUUCAAAAUCUUCAUGGUUUGGAUGGUUAAUGAAAAAUAAUAACUUAUCUCGAAUCAAGGAACAUCCUAUCAAAAUUAUUGAUAAACAUGGAACUAUAUUAUCUAAACGAAAAUCUGGUACUCCUUCAGUUACUAAGGAAUCAUCUGAUGAAGAUGAAGACAUUAUAGUAUUAUCAAAAAAUAAGUUCGCCAAUGUAAUUACACAAAUGGAAAAUUCUAUUUUAUCAUCUUCCCCUGGAGUUAAAUUUCCGCCUCCACAUCUAUUAACACGUUUGAAAGAUGAAGAAACAGAAAUUAUUUCGCUAAAUGAUGGUGACGAGAGAUCAUUUAAGUCAUAUGUUUCAAAGGAUGUUCGAGAAUUAGCUAGAGCUUUGUCAAAUGAUUCAAAUACUAUAAAUUCCUUAGAAAAAUUUUGGUCACCAACUUCACCGGUUCCUUGCCAUAAUCAUGAAAUAAUAAGAAUGGAUUAUUAUAAUAAGACCAAUUGUCAUUCAGAUAAAAGUCUUGGUGAAAUGAUUGACGAUAUUUGUAAUAAAGCCAAUGAAACAUGUGAAGAACCAUCCUGCGAUCAUCCCGGAAAAGACCAUAUUACAACAUAUACUCAUAAUGAUGGAAGAAUAAGUAUUACGGUUGAAGAAUCCCCGGAUCAAAAAUUAAAAUAUUUUUCCAAUAAUAUCAUAAUGUGGACCCAAUGUAAACUAUGUUCUUCAAGGACUUCAUUAGUCCUGAUGUCAGAAUCCACCUAUUAUUAUUCCUUUGCCAAAUAUCUUGAAAUUCUAUUUUAUAAUGAAAAUUUUGCCUGCAAAGGUUUAUGUCAGCACGCCGAAUUGCGAGAUUCAUUGUUAAGAUGUUUUCGCCGUGGCGAUUUGGAGGUGAAAGUGGAAUAUGAACAUGUGGACCUUUUUGAAAUGCGCUUACCGAAGUUACAAAUAAAUCAUGACGCAAAUCAAGCUUAUUCUAGUUUAGGUGGUUCCGAAAAGUUAUUCACUAUUUGUGAUAAAGUUGCAGAUAUGUUAUAUAAUGAAACAAGGUUGGAAAUUACUAAUUUUUAUGGAAGUGUGAAACAAUUUAUAACUUUAUUGGAAGAGUAUUUCGAUAAUUUGCCAAAUAAAAAAUUGGGAAGUUCGAACGUAAACGAAAAUGAAAAAGAGAAAUCUGGAUAUGAUAAAUCAAUGGAAAAUCUUAAGUCACUUGAAGAACUCACUCAGAAUUUUCGCACGGAGGAAUUUGAAUUAUAUAAUAUGUUAAAGAAAACUAAAGUAACUGUUUUAAAUAAUGUACGACAAGCAUUUGUUGAGAGAAUUAGAGCAACCAAAAAGCGAUUGACACAAUGGAAUAAAGAUCAUAUUGAUCCUGUAGAUUUGGAAAGUAUUCCUAAAAUGGAGUGGGUUGAACCGGAAUAUGUAAAUGACAAUUGUCAUGUUUUCACUGGUUCGCCAAUUAUAAUAAGAGAAGAUGAACCAAGUUCUAUUAUAGCAUUUACAUUGAGUUCUCAAGAUUAUUUAAAUGAAUUGACUGCUAUUCGUUAUGGCGCUCUACCAAAAUCACAAUCAGCUCCGACAACUCCUUCGACGGAGCAUCGCCCUCCACAAUCUUCUUCUUCAUUUUCUACUCUCCUUAGCUCACUAAGAAAUCCAUCAUCGUCAAGCCUUAAUAAUAAAAAUCCAUCAUCGUCAAGCCUUAACAAUAAAAAAGAUUCCGAUUCAGAUAGUGUAGAUGGUGAUUCAUUUACUCUUGUUGAUGAAUAUUCAACAAAGAUAAAACGAAAAUGGGUUAAUGUAAAAGAUAAUGGAUUUAUAACUCAUGGGAUUGAGACAACACUUGGAUCAAUGAAAGCCUUCAAUAUUUCAUCUUUGAGUAGCAAAGAAAAGAAAAAAGAUCAUGACAAAGAUUCCGAAAAAACUAAUCCAUCACGUAGUGGAAAGUUUGCAGGAUUAUUUGGUAUGAAUAAUGUAGAAUUUGAAAACCACAAGGAAAAAGAUAAUAAGGAAAAUGAAGGGAAGGAGAAUGAAAAACAAAAAAUAUUUAAUGAGAAACAAGAAUAUAAUGAGAAAAAGUCAGAACCUCCUCGGGCUACUAUAGAAAUUAAUGGACAUAAAUUAAAUGAUGAUGAGUCAUCUGUUCACAAUACAUUUCGUGAAAGUAUUGGUUGGAGCAGAAAAAAUAGUCAAAAGGAUAAGGAAAGAACCAGUCCUCAUAUUAAAUAUGAUGCCGUUCAUAGAAACAAACGAUUUACAUGCACUGUUUACUUCGCAUCAGAAUUUGAUUCUUUGCGACGUCGAUGUGGAAUUGAAGAUCUUUGUAUUGAUUCUUUAUCAAGAUGUUCUCCAUGGCAAACAACAGGAGGCAAAAGUGCUAGUACAUUUCUUAAGACACAAGAUAAUCGUUUGGUUAUAAAGCAAAUGGUAUCAUCAUGGAGAAUUGCAGAGAAAGAAGGAUUUUUAAAAAUUGCGCCAAAGUAUUUCGAAUACAUGAACAAACGUCCAAAUAUGCCUUCUGUACUUGCAAAGAUUUUCGGUUUUUACACCAUAAAAAUUAAAGAUCUUAAAAAUAAUGUUCUAAAAAUGGAUGUUCUUGUCAUGGAACAUUUGUUCUUUGAAAAAACCAUAACUUCGAAAUUUGAUCUAAAAGGAAUUCAGGAACGUCAUAUUAGAGAUCAGACAAAGAAAGAUGAUGUCACAUUAUGGGAUGGAGAUUGGGUAGAAGGUCGAUAUAAAUCUCGUUUACUGAUAUAUUCACAUUCCAAAAAACUUUUAAAGGAGGCUUUGGAUAAUGACACACAAUUCUUGUGUGAUGCUAAUAUCAUGGAUUAUUCAUUAUUAGUUGGGGUUGAUGAUGAAAAGAAAGAAUUGAUCGUUGGUAUUGUUGAUUUCAUUGGUGCUUACACGUUAUAUAAAAGGAUUGAAAACAGGGGUAAAACUCUUAGUCGAAAUGCUAAAGAUGUUACAGUACUACCCCCAGAUCAAUAUAAAGAAAGAUUUAGAGAUUCAAUGGACCAAUACUUUUUACAAAUACCAGGUUUCUAUUAUAAUUUACUUCAUAAAAUGUACGUUGAGACAGUCUACGCAACUCAUACUUUUCGAGCGGAACAUGGUGAUGAAGUAAAUUUUCAAUAUGGGGAACCCAUUAUAGUAUUAGAAAAGGACGAAAUGUACGGGGAUGGCUGGUGGCAGGGACAAAACAUCCACGGACAGAUCGGUCUUUUCCCUAUGAAUUAUACUAGUUACGAUAAACCUCCUCCAAUUAAUCCUAAUACUAACGACAUAACGUCGGCGGCGGCAGAUAAUCAUCAUUUUAAUUCAACCACAAAUAAUAUUGAUGACGUAAAGGAAAACGAAACUCCAACUAAUACGAUUAAUUCAAUUGGUACAAUUAGUGGUUUACAGAAUAAAUUACAUAAAUUAGUUACAAAGAAGAAGUCGGAAGCAAAACUUAAUAAAUUAAGCGUUGUAAAUAAUAAAUCAAAUAUUUCGGAAAUAAAAAAAGAAACAACGCCACAGAUAAUAGUUCAACCACAAAGUAAUAGAGAAUCCAUUUCUUCUACCAUAAUUAAUGAUAGUGAAGAUUUAAAUAAAAAUAAUUUAAAUAAUUUAAGUAAUAAAAUUUCACCUCAACCGUCAUCGUCGAUAGAGAAGGGAUCGAAAGUAGAUAGUACAAAUACACUUGAUUCUACAUCGAAAUUCAAUAAUCAUUUUAAUAAUUGGCACCCUUCGACAUGGAACAUGGAACAAGUUUGUCAAUGGUUAAAGGAGAAAGGCUUGGAGUCAGUCAUGGAUCAAUUUGUCGAAAAUGACAUCACAGGUGAUGUCUUAAUCGGCUUAAAUUUAGAAUCCCUAAAGGAAUUGAAUAUAAUGUCAUAUGGAAAACGAGUUCAUAUAAUAAACGCAAUAGAAUCUCUUAAAAAUGAUCAUUCUUUGAAUAAAGAAGAAAAUAAUUACAAUCAAACUCUUAAAGUAAAGGUAAAUGAUGAAAAUGUAUUUUAUAACGACUUUGAAUCUUCACGGAGUUCCCAAACGCCUACCAUUAACAAAUCCAACACAGAUAAUUCUCAAUAUUCAAAUGAACGUAGUUCAGAAGGUGAAAAGCCAAUGAACCGAAGAACGCUUUCCAAAAAAGGCAGCAAGAUAUUUUCGAGAUUAACUUUUUCGAAUAAAAAUGACAGAGAGGAAAAGGAAGAGAGAAUUUCUCAUAGUUUAUCACUUAGAGUUAAAAAUUCACCAAUAAAGAAAGAAAAACUUCGAUUGCAAUCAAAUGGUGGAUGGGAUUUCUUGAUGGAAGAAGAAAAUGAAAUGGAUUUAAAAUCAAGAUUAGAAAAAAAGUCGAAAAAGAAGGAUCUAAGAAUUAUAACACCAAAAAAUUCGAAUCCAUUAUUAAAUUCUUCAAAUCUUGAUAACAAGAAUGAUUCUGAAUAUAGAAAUUUUUAUUAUGAGCAUCCCGUUGAUGAAUUUAUUAAUGAAGAAGAAGAAAUUAUUGACUUAAAAACACCUGACUACGAAGGUUGGCUUAAGAAACAAGGGGAUAAAUACAAGUCAUGGAAAAAUCGAUAUUGCAUAUUAAAAGGGGUUAAUUUAUUCUAUCUUAGAAGUGAUAAGAAUAAAAAAAAUCCUCAAAUUAAAGGUCAUUUAAAUCUCACUGGAUAUCGUAUUGUGCCGGAUGAGAACAUAUUACAGGGAAAAUAUGGAUUUAAAUUGAUUCAUGAUACUGAACGAACUUAUUAUUUUGCACAUGAUGAUUUAAAUAAAAUGAGAGAUUGGAUGAAAGCUAUGAUGAAAGCUACAAUAUCAAGAGACGUUAAAACACCUGUAGUUUCAUCAAGUAAUAUGGCAACUAUGCCUCUUUCUGAGGCUCGUCAAAGAAUCCGUUCACCAACAUUUGCCGACACUGAUUCAUUAUUAUUUAAUGAAAUAAAUAGCCCUCCAACACCUGUUUCCAGAUCAACAUCACCAAUUUCAACUAGAUCUGCAUCUCCUCGCUUUACUAUCAAUCAACAACUUUCUUUUCCAUCAAUGAUUAAUCGAUCCGUAUCGCCAUCACCUAAUCCUCAAAAUUUUUAG
Diversispora eburnea is the source of this 5856-nucleotide messenger RNA. Lineage: Eukaryota; Fungi; Glomeromycota; Glomeromycetes; Diversisporales; Diversisporaceae. The record is from the annotation of a GenBank genome assembly.